AUGGCCCCAGAUACAAGACCUUCUUUUGCCUCUGACGGGGCCUUGACCUCUCACGAGAGUCCUCCGCGCCGUCGCCCCGUUUCUGGUCAACGAUUGCGGAAAUUGCGAAAGAUAACCCGAGCCUGCGAUGCUUGCAAGGCGAAAAAGAAAGCCUGCACAGGAACCAUUCCAUGUGGGCCUUGUGUCCGUCGCAAGGCCGACUGCACUUACAACACUACCUACAAUCGCGGUGCUGCUGUCACUCCUCCCCCAUCCGGUUCACACAUGGAACACGACGUGCCCACUCCAACCUCGCGACAGAUUACGCAAGAAACUGAGAGUGACGCCGCUACAACAUUUGAGCCACCGGGAAGACGGCAUUCGACUGACGUCGGCGAUCAAUAUUGGGGACCGACUUCGGCGCACUCAUUCCUGGGCUGGGCAGUUCGCGAUCUUCCACCGAGUCCGUCGAACGCGGUAACCGCCGCGCAAGAAUCGGCACGAGCUUCAAAGACGUCCAUCUUUCAUUUUGGCGACCGCGUGCCCCCUGAUGUUCAGCUGGCGGAUUUCCAAUGGCCAGACCGGAUGACGGCAGAGAGCUUGACUCGUCGAUAUUUCGAAUUCGCUUGCCCGACAUAUCGAACCCUACACCAGCCGACGAUCGAGGGGAUGAUACAUGAGAUAUAUGGGGAGGAUACGUAUUAUAAUGGCCAUGAUUCGUCAAAGGGAGAGUCGGCUGCCUCUUAUGCGAUACUCCUGAUGGUCUUUAGUACGGCCACCAUGUUUCAGUCAGGCGCUGGUGGCCGCAUGAGGGACGCGGAUGAGAAUGGGUGGGUAACGAGUGAGCAGUACUUUGCGAAAGCAGAACAGCUUCUUUCUCAGGAAACCGGCGUGCCAACCCUGGAGUCAGUCCAGGCGCGCUUUUUGAUGGUUCUUUAUUUGAUCAGCUCUUCGCGUGCGAACAAAGCCUGGUUCACGCUCGGCACUUCAAUACAGCUAAUGAUGGUGCUUGGUCUACAUAGCCGACGUUCGAAUCGAGAUAACACUGGAGAGAACUUGAUACAGCGGGAAUGUCGGCGGCGGACUGUUUGGUGUUCUUAUACUCUCGACAAGUACCUGAGCGUCAUUCUCGGAAGGCCCCGACUGUGGCACGAUGGAGACGUUGAUGAGGAGCUUCCCGCUAGGGUCAAUGAUAUUGAUCUCACGCCCACACAAAUUGAACCUCCAAAAUGGGACUGUGUCAUGGACGCUCCCGUGCUUCACGCCAUCUUAUCUCGAACCCUGUCACAAGCCGCGAAAGAACCGUAUGUCGUCGCUGGUAUAUCCAACAGAGACCAGCUCAACACAAUCAGAAAUCUAUGCAAGAGCGUUACCGAGUGGCAAGCUGGAUUACCCCCUCUCCUGUCCGGCGCGAUUCAUCCCAGCAGUCUCGUUCCAGUAUUCCAGCGUCAGCUUACUGUUUUGCAGCUGGCACGUUACCACCUACUCAUGUUCAUUACUCGGCCAUUGCUGCUCCGGAAUUAUGGCCAAAUAUGGCCUGAUUGCGAAGCUAGCUAUUUUCAUUAUCUUGGAGUCUGCCUAACAGCUGCUCGAGACGCGAUUGAACUAGUUCUCAGCUUCGUGCGUGAAAACCAGUUAUUUCACGCAUUUUGGUACUCCCAGUAUAUUACCUUCAAUGCGCUGUCUAUCAUCUACAUCUACCUCAUACAAGUUCAACGCGGGAGGCUUGUCCCGAUCAGUGCCACUCUCGGUCGCUCCCCGAACGGAUCAAACUUUCCCCCUCUCGACGAGGCUAAGCUAUACCGAUUGUCCGAAACUGCCCAGUAUCACCUUGCCGAUGCUACGGUUCGCAACGCACCCUCAUGGAAAUACAGCGCUAUCCUGCAAGGCCUCCGACGAGAGCUUGAGCGCCUUGGCUUGAGAACGCCCCUGGGUCCUCCUCCUAACAACAGGGGAGAGCCAACCGCUAGAGAGGCGCCUCCAGCCCCGAUCGACAACACUUUGACCCCGACUGCCCAUCCAAUCUAUCAUCAAGUACGAGAGGCAGAACCGAUACCUGCUGUUCCACCUCUUGGGGAGCCGAGUGGAAGCGCCUUGCCCGCCUUGGGAUUACCUCGACUAGGCGACCCUUACUUUCCGGACUCACGGACGGAGUAUUUGUUCGAUAGCUUUGCGACCGAUAAGGAUUUGAUGCUUGAUUUCUGGCCACAGCUGGAUAGCUUGCCUAUUAGCUAUCUUGGAAACUGA
Aspergillus calidoustus is the source of this 2226-nucleotide messenger RNA. The record is from the annotation of a GenBank genome assembly. NCBI's taxonomy places the organism in Eukaryota, Fungi, Ascomycota, Eurotiomycetes, Eurotiales, Aspergillaceae.